This is a messenger RNA of Echinostoma caproni, 996 nucleotides long. The record is from the annotation of a GenBank genome assembly. NCBI's taxonomy places the organism in Eukaryota, Metazoa, Platyhelminthes, Trematoda, Plagiorchiida, Echinostomatidae.
GUCAAUUCUUUCGAGCAGCUAUGCAUCAAUUACACUAACGAAAAGUUGCAACAACUGUUCAACCAUACUAUGUUCAUUCUGGAACAAGAAGAAUACAAUCGUGAAGGUAUCAAGUGGGAGUUCAUCGAUUUCGGUUUGGAUUUACAGCCUACCAUUGACCUAAUUGAAAAGCCUCUCGGUAUCCUCGCUCUUCUGGACGAAGAAUGCUUCUUCCCCAAGGCCACUGACAAAUCGUUUGUCGAGAAACUGCUCAAGACUCAGGAAGGUCAUCCUAAAAUGUGUAAACCGGAAUUUCGCUCCUCGGCUGAUUUCGGUGUGAUCCACUAUGCCGGUCGUGUGGAUUACAUUGCUGCCGGAUGGUUAACUAAGAACAUGGAUCCUCUGAACGAUAAUGUGGUUGCCUUAAUGCAAGCAUCAAACGAUUCUCUGGUCCAGGAUAUAUGGAAGGACGCAGAAAUUGUGAGUAUGUCAGCCGCCGCCAAUACAGACACAGCCUUUGGUGCGAUUCGAGGUGUUCGAAAAGGCAUGCUGCGCACAGUCAGCCAACUGUACAAAGAAUCCCUUGUCCGUUUAAUGGGUGUUCUAAAGAACACUUCCCCAAGCUUUGUGCGUUGCAUCAUUCCCAAUCACGAGAAGCGUCCGGGUCGCAUCGAUGCACCGUUGGUACUAGAUCAGCUCAAAUGUAACGGUGUGCUAGAAGGUAUCCGCAUCUGUCGCCAAGGUUUCCCGUCUCGCGUCUUGUUCCAAGAAUUCCGACAACGCUACGAGAUUCUCACUCCAAACAUCAUCUCUAAGGGAUUCAUGGAUGGUCGAAAGGCCGUAAUGAAAAUGCUGGAAGUGCUUGAGCUAAACUCCGGCCUAUAUCGCAUUGGUCAUAGCAAAAUCUUUUUCAAAGCCGGUGUUCUUGCCCAAUUGGAGGAAGAUCGUGACAUUCAUCUAACAGAUAUCAUCAUUCGAUUCCAAGCUCGUGCUCGCGGUUAUCUAGCUCGCAAGUGA